Molecule: messenger RNA, 1435 nt
Organism: Paramecium primaurelia
Lineage: Eukaryota; Ciliophora; Oligohymenophorea; Peniculida; Parameciidae
Source: the annotation of a GenBank genome assembly
AUGAAAUAAUAACCUAAUUAUUAAAGCUUUACAAGUAUUUUCGAUAUUGAGCAAUCAGUAACAUUUUGGGAACCAUUAUAAUAACCUCUUCAUGCAGAGAGAUUACUUUAUAAAGGUAAAUUCUUUGAAUUCACCGGAAAUGUUUGGGUUUAAGAACAUUAUGAUCUUUAUCCUGAAGUGUUAUGUAAAGGUUAAUUUUACAUGCAAUUGCCAGGAGUGUAGAUAAGAAGACUCAAACCUAACGAGACUUAUGGUCCCCAUAAAUAUGGAUUAGGGUUCUUAAAAGGGCCAUACAGGUUGUUGUUAUAUACCGAAUCAGUUGAAUAGCUAAAUUAAUGGUACUAAGUCCAUAGAGUUUAGGCAUGACUACUUGAAAAGACUUUGUCUAUUGCCCAAUUUUAACAAACGCCAUAAAUUAAUUGGUAAGAUUAAGAAUUCACUUAACUUUUAUGAUUGCUAUAAAUGUAUAAAUGGGUAGCAAUAUUAGGUCAAAAUAUUAGAAAAAUCUUAAAUUACACAAACAAAAUAAGUUUUAAGAGAAAUUUAAAUUUUGCGUCGUUUAAAUCAUCCUUAAAUCUAAAAAUUAUUAGAAGUUUAUGAAGACAGCAAUACUGUCUAUAUUUUAUUUGACAAAUUCUUAGGUCAUUCAUUAAAAACCAAAUUGCCAGAUUAUUGGAAGUAAUAAACAUUUUUUAUCUAUAGUUUAACAGAAAAAUAAUAGGCUGAGGUCUGUUUUAAGUUAUUAAAUGCAUUAGCACAUAUACAUUAAAAAAAUAUUAUUCAUAAGGAUAUAAGACCAGAGAACAUUAUAUAACUCAAUUCUCAAUUAUCUAAUCUAAUAAUUGCUAAUUUUGCAAGUGCAGAUUCAAAAGAAAAAUCUAAAAAAAGGAAAGUUUUUAAUCCUGGUUUUAUGGCUCCAGAACUAUUCUAAAAUAGAAACUUUGAUGAUAAAAUAGAUAUUUUCUCUUUAGGUGUAAUAUUCUAUGGCAUCUUUUAUUGCAAAUAUCCAUUUGAAGGCAAAGAUUUUAGAGAAACUGCAACUUUAAAUGAAAAAUGUGAAAUUAAUUUUGAAUAUUCUAAGAAGUUAUCUUCCUCAGCUAUUGAAUUAUUAUAGGGAAUGUUAAAGAAAGAUCCAACUUAAAGGUUUAAUGCCCAAACUGCCUUAAAACAUCAUUGGUUUAUUAAUGCAAGAAGCAAAGAAUAAAUGAAAGGAAACAUGCUUGGAGCACCUUCACUUUCAACAAUCCAAGAAAAAUCAGAAAUUGAUAUCUCUAUGUAAGAUCGUUAAUUUAAUAAAUCGUAAUCUAAAUUAAGAGCUAAAUCUGUAGAUACUUUAUUCAUUACAGAUGCUAAUGAAAUAGAAUAAAUUCCACUUCAUUAAAAAGUAUAAAAAAUGACAGUUAUUUAAUUUAAUCCAUCCAAAUCUAAUCAUUGA